CACCUCCUCCACCAUUGCCACCACCAAUACAGGGAUAUGCCUUUAAACCCCCUCCUCGACCAGAUUUUGGCACUUCUGGGAGAACAAUCAAACUGCAGGCCAACUUCUUUGAAAUGGACAUUCCUAAAAUAGAUAUCUACCAUUACGAAUUGGAUAUAAAGCCAGAAAAAUGCCCUAGAAGAGUUAACAGAGAAAUAGUGGAGCAUAUGGUUCAGCACUUUAAAACCCAGAUUUUUGGGGAUCGCAAACCGGUGUUUGAUGGAAGAAAAAACCUUUAUACAGCUAUGCCACUUCCCAUUGGGAGAGAUAAAGUGGAGCUGGAGGUCACGCUGCCAGGAGAAGGAAAGGACAGAAUAUUUAAGGUGGCUAUAAAGUGGAUGUCCUGUGUGAGUUUGCAGGCUUUACAUGAUGCUCUUUCUGGUCGGCUGCCAAGUGUCCCGUUUGAAACCAUCCAGGCACUGGAUGUAGUGAUGAGACACUUGCCUUCCAUGAGAUAUACUCCUGUGGGGAGAUCUUUUUUUACAGCCUCAGAAGGGUGCUCAAAUCCAUUGGGUGGUGGCAGAGAAGUUUGGUUUGGCUUCCAUCAAUCAGUCAGACCUUCAUUAUGGAAAAUGAUGUUAAAUAUUGAUGUGUCUGCAACCGCGUUUUACAAAGCACAGCCAGUUAUUGAGUUUGUAUGUGAAGUUUUGGACUUCAAAAGUAUUGAAGAACAACAAAAACCUCUGACAGAUUCCCAAAGGGUAAAGUUUACCAAAGAAAUUAAAGGUCUAAAGGUGGAGAUAACACACUGUGGACAAAUGAAAAGAAAGUACAGAGUGUGUAAUGUCACCAGACGACCAGCAAGUCACCAAACAUUCCCACAAAAUGGACAAACAGUUGAAUGCACUGUAGCUCAGUACUUUAAGGACAGGCACAAAUUAGUUUUACGUUAUCCUCACCUUCCAUGUUUACAAGUUGGACAGGAGCAGAAACACACUUACCUUCCUCUUGAGGUGUGCAACAUAGUGGCAGGACAGAGAUGUAUAAAGAAACUCACUGACAAUCAAACUUCCACUAUGAUUCGAGCAACUGCCAGAUCAGCACCGGAUCGUCAGGAGGAGAUUAGCAAGUUGGUGAGUAUGCGGAGCGCGAGUUUUAAUACCGACCCUUACGUCCGUGAAUUUGGAAUAAUGGUCAAGGAUGAAAUGACAGAUGUGACUGGGAGAGUCCUGCAGCCUCCUUCCAUCCUCUAUGGGGGCAGGAAUAAAGCAAUUGCAACACCAGUUCAAGGAGUCUGGGAUAUGAGGAAUAAACAGUUUCACACUGGAAUUGAAAUAAAGGUUUGGGCAAUCGCGUGCUUCGCUCCCCAGCGCCAGUGCACUGAGGUUCAUCUGAAGUCCUUUACAGAACAACUGAGAAAGAUUUCCAGGGAUGCAGGAAUCCAAAUCCAGGGGCAGCCGUGCUUCUGUAAAUACGCGCAGGGAGCUGACAGUGUGGAGCCCAUGUUCAGACAUCUCAAGAACACUUACACUGGGCUGCAGCUUGUUGUAGUCAUUUUGCCAGGAAAAACACCAGUCUAUGCUGAGGUGAAACGUGUUGGUGACACCGUGCUGGGCAUGGCCACACAGUGUGUGCAGAUGAAAAAUGUCCAAAGAACAACACCCCAGACUCUGUCUAACCUUUGCUUGAAAAUAAAUGUCAAAUUAGGAGGCGUAAAUAACAUUUUGCUGCCACAGGGAAGACCCCCAGUGUUUCAGCAGCCUGUGAUAUUCCUUGGUGCAGAUGUAACCCAUCCACCAGCUGGAGAUGGAAAAAAGCCUUCCAUUGCUGCAGUUGUGGGAAGCAUGGAUGCUCAUCCUAAUCGAUACUGUGCUACCGUUCGGGUCCAGCAGCACCGCCAGGAGAUCAUCCAAGAUUUGGCUGCCAUGGUCAGGGAGUUGCUGAUUCAGUUCUACAAAUCAACCAGAUUUAAGCCAACUCGUAUCAUCUUCUACAGAGAUGGUGUUUCUGAGGGGCAGUUUCAACAGGUUCUCCAUCAUGAGUUGCUGGCUAUCAGAGAAGCAUGCAUUAAGCUAGAGAAGGAUUACCAGCCUGGAAUUACAUUUAUAGUUGUGCAGAAGAGGCAUCACACCAGGCUCUUCUGUACAGAUAAAAAUGAACGGGUUGGAAAAAGUGGAAACAUUCCAGCUGGCACCACAGUGGACACAAAAAUCACCCAUCCAUCUGAGUUUGACUUUUACCUGUGUAGUCAUGCUGGUAUUCAGGGAACAAGCCGACCUUCUCAUUACCACGUCCUCUGGGAUGACAAUCGUUUCUCCUCAGAUGAGCUGCAGAUUCUCACCUACCAGCUGUGCCACACCUACGUGCGCUGCACCCGCUCCGUCUCCAUCCCCGCACCAGCGUAUUACGCCCACCUGGUUGCCUUCAGAGCCAGGUACCACCUGGUGGAUAAAGAACAUGAUAGUGCUGAAGGAAGCCACACUUCUGGUCAGAGUAAUGGCAGAGAUCACCAAGCACUUGCUAAAGCAGUUCAAGUUCAUCAGGACACCUUGCGCACUAUGUACUUUGCUUGACAUGUUUUAAUGUUUAGCAACUCAGUUCAACACAGAGUUGGAUUCACAGGAGACCAGCUGCACUUAGACCAACUGUUGCCCAAGCUCCAGUGGCAGCCAACAAUGAGUGAUGCAUCUUUACAUGAUUUUUUCUUUCCCAGUUGCAUCAAGGCCUUCCGUCCAGAAUUUCAGACUUGAUUAUGAACUUGCAUUCUUGUACCAAACCCCACUAUUGUUGGAAAUGUGGUUUGCCAAAAAAAUCUCUAAGCUGCUUGGUAUAAAAUAGACC
Molecule: messenger RNA, 2820 nt
Organism: Chaetura pelagica (chimney swift)
Lineage: Eukaryota; Metazoa; Chordata; Aves; Apodiformes; Apodidae
Gene: AGO2
Product: argonaute RISC catalytic component 2
Exons: 18
Coding region: 114-2552 (812 amino acids)
Biological process (GO): regulation of DNA-templated transcription; regulatory ncRNA-mediated gene silencing
Cellular component (GO): RISC complex
Molecular function (GO): endoribonuclease activity, cleaving siRNA-paired mRNA; protein binding; RNA binding
Source: RefSeq, a predicted model, not a curated record